AUGCCUCCUAAAAAGUCCGCAGCCGAUCCGCCCGCCAGCGAUGCCCCGGUGGAAGACAAGAAAUCAAAUUCUGCGACGCAUCCGUCCACCGCCGUGAUGGUGAAGGAAGCUCUCAAAGCGCUGGACUCGCGUAAAGGCGUCUCCUCCCACGCGAUCCAGACCUUCAUCGGACAGAAACACCCCUCUGUGGAUUUGGUGAGGCUGAAGCACCUGGUCCGCAGGGCCCUGAAGAAAGGCAUCGAGACCGGCACGCUGGUGCGGCCCGCCAACUCCAACGUCACCACCGGCGCAACGGGCAAGUUCAGGCUGGCGCCCAACACCAAGGAGGCCAAGACGAAAACUGAGAACGUUGAUCCCAACGUGCUGAAGGACGAAGCCAAGAAGCUGAAGAAAGCGGGUGCAGCGAAGAAACGAGAUGCUGGUGAAGAAGAGGACAAAUCAAAGGAAGCCAAACCUCCUAAAAAGUCAAAGAAGGAAAAGGAAGCUACUACCUCAGACCCCCCCGCUUCAAAGGUUGCGCCAGCUAAAAAGCCAAAAGCCAAAAAAAAAGUUGUGCCGAAGGUGUCAGAAGAUGGUGAAGAAGCUUCAGAAGCUCCAGAAGCACCAAAGGGCCCCAAAGCAGGAAGGCCGACUAGGAACAAGGUUCCUAAAGCAGGCGCCGACGCACCUGCUGUCAAAGCACCUGCUGUCAAAGCACCUGGGAGACGAGGGAAGAAGGCUGAAGCCCCCUGAAUCCACACUCAACCUGUUUUAUACUGUUUUGCAAUAAAUCUUAAUUUUCCGA
Molecule: messenger RNA, 784 nt
Organism: Pungitius pungitius (ninespine stickleback)
Lineage: Eukaryota; Metazoa; Chordata; Actinopteri; Perciformes; Gasterosteidae
Product: protein B4
Exons: 5
Coding region: 1-732 (243 amino acids)
Biological process (GO): nucleosome assembly
Cellular component (GO): nucleosome
Molecular function (GO): structural constituent of chromatin; DNA binding
Source: RefSeq, a predicted model, not a curated record